AUGGACUUUCUACGCCUUCCACCGGUUCUACGCUGCAGCAUCCUGCAGCAUCCCUCAAUCAAACAGACUCUCCUCCGCCAUGUCUCAACGACAACAGCACCUCCAGCCUCGGUGGACACCACCACCCCACCACCAACCCUCCUCAAACUCUCCCCCUCAACACUAAACUCCUACACAAUCUCCAACCCUCCCAUCCCAAGCGACUUAAUCCUCGCCCGCUCCUUCUUCACAAAACACCACCCCGAAAUCCUCUACAGUUCCCCUCACUUCCGAAGUCUCCCACCCUCCCCCUUCCCCGAAGUAACCUUCCUCGGCCGCUCCAACGUCGGAAAAUCCUCCCUCUUAAACGCCCUCUUCGGCCGUCCCCACAGCAACCUCGCCCGCGUCUCCAAAAAACCAGGCAAAACCCGUACAAUCAACGCCUUCGGCAUCGGCGGUUCAGGCCUCACAACAAAUCCCAAUUCCAAACCCAAAUCUCCCCCUCGAGACAACAACGUCAACCCCAAAUCCUCAAAAUGGAAACAAUGGGGUCGAGGAGGACUCCUAGUCGUCGACAUGCCAGGCUACGGUUCCGGGAGUCGAGAAGAAUGGGGAGGAGAAAUUAUGAAAUAUUUGGAGAAUCGGAAACAAUUACGCAGGACGUAUGUGCUUGUGGAUGCGGAACAUGGGUUGAAGAGGUCGGAUGUGGAAUUGUUGGUGCAUUUGAGGAAACAAGGGAUUGCGCAUCAGGUCGUGUUGUCGAAGGUGGAUAAGAUUUUGUAUCCGGAUUCGAAGUUUCCCGGGCCGGUGAAGGUGCAUAAUGGGUUGAUGAAGUUGCGGGAGAGAUGUGAGGAGGUGAGGGAGGAAUUGGAUGGGGCUGCUGCAGAAGAGGGAGUAAGAGGGAGGAUGGGGGAUUUGAUGUGUUGUAGCUCGGAGAAGAGUUUGGAUGAGAAGAACAAGACGAAGAGGAUUGGGAUUGAUGAGUUGCGGUGGUCGAUUUUGACAGCCUGUGGGUUGGAGAAGUCUUUCGACCUGAAGCGAGCGGCAGACGUCAAGAUUCUAGAGGCAGAGCCUGUUGCGGACAAGGAAGAGAAAAAGCAGUUCACUCCGAUAUAGCAACAGAAUGCAGUGUGCAGACGGACGCUCGCCUCCCAAUCGUGCUAUUAAGAUCGGCCGUUUUAAAACAUUACCAAACGACUAGGCUUUAUCUGAUCAAGAUGUACGCACAAACGAC
Cercospora beticola is the source of this 1213-nucleotide messenger RNA. RefSeq names its product translation initiation/elongation factor MRX8 (gene MRX8). The record is from RefSeq and is a predicted model, not a curated record. Gene Ontology annotation, cellular component: mitochondrion. Gene Ontology annotation, molecular function: GTP binding. NCBI's taxonomy places the organism in Eukaryota, Fungi, Ascomycota, Dothideomycetes, Mycosphaerellales, Mycosphaerellaceae.